AUGUCUGCAGCCGGUGUUGAAGCCUGUUUAAAGCGUAUACAAUCACACAAAGGAGUGGUAGGAACUAUAGUGGUUAAUGCUGAUGGAAUACCAAUAAAAACGGACCUCGACAAUGCUAAUACACUGCAGUAUGCCUCCGCAUGCAGGAACUUAACGAUGCUGGCCAGCAACACGGUGCGGGAUAUGGACCCCCAAAAUGAGCUCCUUAUUGUUAGGGUGUCUUCCAGAAAGAAUGAGAUGAUAAUAGCGCCUAAAGAAGGUUAUCAUUUGAUUGUUGUUCAGACCAAAACAGAGUGAGGUUACGAUGGCUCAAGGAUCCUUGAAUGUCUUGACAACAGUGUGGUGAAACUUGAGAAUCCGAGUGAAUUCUUCAUCUUGAGUGAAAUACUGCUUUAGACGGUACCCAAUCAAUUAAAUCUAUAGACGUCAUUAACUGUUAAAUUAAUGGUAGACACGGCACGUCUGGCUGACUACUGGCAUGUAGUUUAAUGCGCUUUAUUUUUCUCCUAAACUUCUUAGUACAAAAGACGUUGUAGUUUUACAUAAAAAUAAUACUUCUUUGAAUACUUUGGAUACUUUCAUUACCAGAAAUUGCGGACAAAAUGUCGUCAGCGAUUGAAAACGAUACUUUAAAAAUAGCCGCCGAUAUUACAGUAAAAUGUAUGGGGUGA
Porites lobata is the source of this 671-nucleotide messenger RNA. The record is from the annotation of a GenBank genome assembly. NCBI's taxonomy places the organism in Eukaryota, Metazoa, Cnidaria, Anthozoa, Scleractinia, Poritidae.